CAGUAACCAAGCAAAUAAUACAGAAUAAACACAGCCAAAGUUCACUUGCUCUGAUCGAUCUUAUAACUGAGACAUCUCCCUCUGUCCAGCCUGUGCCUUGGUGUGUGUGGUUGAUGGAGAAGUUCACCAUGAUGCGUGCAGUACUGAGUAUCUGGAUCUUAUCAGCAGUGGUCUGUGUGGGCAGAAGUCAUCACCAUGAAGGUCACAUUGAGGUCGAAGAUCAGGCAGGCCAAGACACUGCACUGGACAGCAGUGCCGACAGCAUCUCACUGGUGGCUUCAGCAAACAAAGAGUUUGCCUACAAUCUGUACAGGAAGUUAGCAGCUCAUGCUGACUCGCAAGGAAAGAAUAUCUUCUUCUCACCACAGAGUGUGUCUGUUGCCUUGGCUGCCUUGUCUGUUGGAGCACGGGCGGAGACCCACCAGCAGAUUUUCAGUGGUCUGGGCUUCACCAACCCCCUACUAACACAGACAGUUGUGGAUCAGGCCUUCCGUACACUCCUCGAACGGGCAAACAAUACCUCUAAGGAAGACACCAGUGAAGGGACCGCUGUGUUUGUGGAUAACCGCUUCAAGCCAAAGCCUGAGUUCCUGGACGUCUUAAAGAAAUCUUACUUUGCAGAUGGGUUUGAAGUUGACUUCACCAAAACCACAGACAGCGCCAAUACUAUCAAUAAGUAUGUGGAGGAGAAGACCAAUGGAAAGAUUGAUAAGCUGGUGGAAGACCUGGACCCAAACACAGUCAUGUAUCUCAUCAGCUACAUAUACUUCAAAGGAAAGUGGCAAACUCCAUUUGAUUCUGAGCUUACCAAGGAAGACACGUUCACAGUUGACGAGAACACCAAGGUUCCUGUCCAGAUGAUGAAUAUGGAGAAGAAUGUUAAUAGCUAUUACGACCAGGCGAUUAAUACAUCGGUGCUCCAUCUUCCCUUUAACAGCACCUACUCCAUGCUAUUGUUGUUGCCUGAUGAUAUGGCGACACUGGAGAAUGCCAUUUGUCCAAACCACAUCACCAAAUGGCUUAAGUGGAUGAAGCGCAGGACAUAUGAUGUGUAUCUUCCAAAGUUCUCCAUCAAGACUUCUUAUUCCCUGAAGGAUGUGUUGACUGGAAUGGGAAUGACAGACAUGUUUGGUGAUCAGGCAGAUUUGAGCGGCAUUUCAGAGGGACAAAAAUUGGCUGUCUCAGAGGUUGUGCAUCAAGCCACUCUGGAUGUUGAUGAGGCCGGAGCCACUGCUGCAGCAGCUACAGGCAUUGGCAUCACGCUUAUGUCCUUACGCAUCGUCCCUGUCUUGAAGUUUGAUCGGCCAUUUAUGGUCCUGAUCACUGAGCGCAACACAGAAAACAUCCUCUUUAUGGGCAAGAUUACCAACCCAAACAUCUGAUGGAGUAAGCUUUGUGUUCACUUAAGCACUGCUGUGGCAUCACAUAUUAAAUACUCACAAAAAACCUUGGCUCUAUGGUCUCUU
Scomber japonicus (chub mackerel) is the source of this 1466-nucleotide messenger RNA. Its product is annotated as serpin A3-5-like. The record is from RefSeq and is a predicted model, not a curated record. The transcript is spliced from 6 exons. The coding region runs from base 114 to 1382 and encodes 422 amino acids. Gene Ontology annotation, biological process: negative regulation of endopeptidase activity. Gene Ontology annotation, molecular function: serine-type endopeptidase inhibitor activity. NCBI's taxonomy places the organism in Eukaryota, Metazoa, Chordata, Actinopteri, Scombriformes, Scombridae.